This is a messenger RNA of Perca fluviatilis (European perch), 4628 nucleotides long. It is a transcript of the gene ap3d1, whose product is annotated as adaptor related protein complex 3 subunit delta 1. Gene Ontology annotation, cellular component: terminal bouton; AP-3 adaptor complex; endosome membrane. Gene Ontology annotation, biological process: synaptic vesicle membrane organization; neurotransmitter receptor transport, postsynaptic endosome to lysosome; Golgi to vacuole transport. NCBI's taxonomy places the organism in Eukaryota, Metazoa, Chordata, Actinopteri, Perciformes, Percidae. The transcript has 35 exons. Bases 236 to 4093 code for a protein of 1285 amino acids. The record is from RefSeq and is a predicted model, not a curated record.
AGACGCCAUUUUGUCAGCCAUUUCCUACACUGAGCCAUUGCCAGCGUCUCUGCACAGCACAGGACGCCCCGUCUGGCCUUAGCUUCAUCUACCCGGGCUUGGCAAACAGCAACGGACCCUGCACAUACGGUACCCGGGUGGAUGAGAGACAGUCUAGAGGGUCGGUCAGCACCCACUAGACCUCUGGAAGGCGCUUGGCCCCGCAGCACAGAAGCGGUACAAGUCACAGGCAGACAUGGCUUUGAAGAUUGUCAAAGGGAGCAUCGAUCGGAUGUUCGAUAAAAAUCUCCAGGAUUUAGUACGUGGCAUUAGGAACCACAAGGAAGAUGAGGCCAAGUACAUCUCCACAUGCAUCGAUGAGAUCAAACAGGAGCUCAAGCAGGACAACAUCGCUGUCAAAGCCAAUGCUGUGUGCAAGCUCACCUACCUUCAGAUGCUGGGCUAUGAUGUCAGCUGGGCCGCUUUCAACAUCGUUGAAGUCAUGAGCUCCUCCAAGUUCACAUACAAGAGGAUUGGCUACCUGGCGGCCUCGCAGUGCUUUCACGAGAGCACUGAUGUCAUCAUGCUGACAACCAAUCAGAUCCGAAAGGAUCUCAGCAGUCCCAACCAGUAUGACACAGGUGUUGCCCUCACUGGCCUCUCUUGUUUUGUGACCCCUGACUUGGCACGGGACCUGGCUAACGACAUCAUGACACUGAUGUCCCACACUAAACCCUACAUCAGAAAGAAAGCGGUGUUGAUCAUGUACAAGGUGUUUCUGAAAUACCCAGAGUCCCUGCGACCUGCUUUCCCCAGGCUCAAGGAGAAACUGGAGGACCCAGACCCAGGUGUUCAGUCCGCAGCAGUAAAUGUUAUCUGUGAGCUGGCUCGGAGAAAUCCCAAGAACUACCUGUCUCUGGCCCCACUCUUCUUCAAACUCAUGACCUCCUCUACUAAUAACUGGGUUCUCAUUAAGAUCAUCAAGCUGUUCGGUGCACUCACACCACUGGAGCCACGGUUGGGGAAGAAGCUGAUCGAACCUCUGACAAACUUAAUCCACAGUACCUCUGCCAUGUCUCUGCUGUAUGAAUGUGUCAACACUGUGAUUGCAGUGUUGAUUUCCUUGUCCUCUGGGAUGCCUAACCACAGUGCUAGUAUCCAGCUCUGUGUGCAGAAACUGCGAAUCCUGAUAGAAGACUCGGACCAGAACUGUGAGCCCUCUGUCAAUGCCUGCAUGAAGUACCUGGGCCUGCUAGCCAUGUCAAAGAUCCUGAAGACCCACCCCAAGUCAGUGCAGUCUCAUAAGGACCUCAUCCUCCAGUGUCUGGAUGACAAGGAUGAGUCCAUUCGCCUGAGAGCUCUGGACCUGCUCUAUGGCAUGGUAUCCAAGAAGAACUUGAUGGAGAUUGUAAAGAAGCUGAUGCUGCAUGUGGACAAAGCAGAAGGAACCACCUACAGAGAUGAACUGCUCACUAAGAUCAUCGACAUCUGCAGCCAGAGCAACUACCAGUACAUUACCAACUUUGAAUGGUACAUCAGUAUCCUGGUGGAGCUGACCCGAUUAGAGGGCACACGGCAUGGCCACCUCAUUGCCUCUCAGAUGCUGGAUGUGGCUAUUCGGGUCAAAGCCAUCCGGGUCUUUGCUGUUGCCCAGAUGGCCACUCUGCUGGACAACGCCCACCUGUUGACCGGCAACGUGCAGCGAAAGGGCAUCUGUGAAGUGUUGUAUGCCGCCGCCUGGAUCUGCGGUGAAUUCUCAGAACACUUGGACAACCCGACGCAGACGCUAGAGGCUAUGCUGCGGCCUAAGGUGGCCACCCUACCGGGCCACAUCCAGGCAGUGUAUGUGCAGAACGCAGCCAAGCUGUUUGCCACCGUGCUGAAGAGCCAGGAGGGGAACACGGACAGCACAGCAGCGCAGGAAACCAGCCAGCUGAUGAUAGACAGGCUUCCACUGUUUGUUCAGAGUGCCAACCUGGAGGUCCAGGAGAGGGCGUCUUGUAUCCUGCAGCUGGUCAAGUACAUCCAGAAACUGCAACAGAAGGACGUAGAAAUAGCGGAGGAAGUCAUCGCUCUGUUUGCUGGAGAACUCAACCCUGUUGCCCCCAAGGCACAGAAGAAAGUGCCUGUUCCUGAAGGUCUGGACUUGGAUGCCUGGAUCAACGAGCCUCCAUCUGAGAGCGAGUCUGAGGAUGAGCAGCCCAGGGCUAUUUUUGCCAAGGAGGAGCCCAAACACUCCCGCCCCCGUCACACCGAGGUGGACGAGAAGGAACUGGCGAAGAGGAGAGAAGCCAGAAAGCAGGAGCAAGCCAACAACCCGUUCUACAUCAAGUCCUCCCCAUCCUCUCAGAAGGUGUACCAGGAGGCCCCUGGAGUGGAGCACAUCCCUGUCGUGCAGAUUGACCUCAGUGUGCCUCUUAAAGUCCCAGUCUUCGGUCCCACAGGUCUGCCUAUGUCUGACCAGUACGUGAAACUGGAGGAGGAGCGUCGGCAGAAAGACAGAGCAGAGAAGAAGAAGAAGGAGAAGAAGAAGAGGAAAGAAAAGCGCAGCGGCCGAGGGAAGAGACAUGAUUCAGGCCCAGAGAGUGAGGAGGACAUCACGCCUGCACACAUGGUCGACAUUGUUACCGAGGAGAUGCCAGAGAAUGCCUUACCCAGUGAUGAUGAUGACAAAGAUCCCAAUGACCCUCAUAAAGCCCUGGACAUCGACCUGGACAACUUGAUGGAGAUGGCUGGGCGCAGGCCACUUGCCGACAGCGAGAAGCUGCCAGUCAGGUCCCACCGUGCAGCAGAGGUUCUCAAAAGCCCAGCUCAAGAUGGAGAAGCAGAGAGCGCCGCUUCACAGGAGCCCAAGAAGAAGAGCAGCAAAGAAAAGAGAGAGAAGAAGAAGGAUAAAGACAGGGACAGGAAGAAGAGCAAAGAAGACAAGAAGAAGAAGAAGAAACACAAACAUGAAGAAAAGGGGGAGGACCUUCUCGGAGGUCAGGCAGACGAGCCUGUGGUCCAAUCAGAAGAAACCAGUGAGGUGGCUGCACUGCCCACCUCUACCACUGCUGAGGUUUCGGAUCUGGAUUUCUGGCUCUCAAACGCUCCAGUGCCCUCUAACACCCAGGAAGCAGCAACAGUAGUAGCAGCAGCAGAAGCAACCCCCACGCCUGAGGUGGCCUCUGGCACGGUGCCAGACUCCGAGCCUGAUGAGCCCAAAGACACCGAGACGGAGGAGACUAAGUCCUCCAAACACAAGAAGAAGAAGCCGAAAAAGGAGAAGGAAGAGAAGGAGAAGAAAAAGAAGAAGAAGCAUCAUCACCAUCAUCACCACAGCGACGGAGGUGGAGAGGAGUCGGUGCAGAAUGGCACUGUGGAGGAGGAAGAGCCUCUGCCGCCCAUGUCCAAUUACUGCCUGCUGGCGGAGAACUCCUACAUCAAGAUGAUGAUGGAGGAUGCUGAUCAGGUUAACGACAUCCAGGGGAACCUGCAGGAUGGCAGUCAGGUGGUGGUGUCUGUUAUAUUUGAGAACAAGUGUGACAGCUUCCUCAAAUCUAUGGAGUUCAACGUCCUGGACUCUCUCAACUCCAAACUGCAGAGGCCAGAGGGGUCGGGUCCACAUGACGGCCUCACCGUCCCCUUCCAACUUCCACCUGGGGUGUCCAAUGAGGCGCGAUUUGUCUUCACCAUGCAGAGCAUCAUAAUGCCACAGAAACUGAAGGGAACCCUCACCUUCAUAGUAAAGAAUGAGGACUCCUCCACUCAUGAGAAACUGGACUUCAAACUGCACUUUACCUGCACCUCCUACCUAAUCACUACUCCCUGCUACAGUGAUGCGUUUGCAAAGCUGCUUGAGUCGGGCGACCUGAAGUGCAGCUCUGUCAAACUGGAGGGAGUCGUCAUGCCCUUCCACCACCUACUGGCCAGGAUCUGCUUCCGCCACCAUUUCUCUGUUGUGGAGAGGAUCGACUCCUGUGCCUCAAUGUACAGCAGGUCUAUCCAGGAUCACCAUGUCUGUCUGCUGGUCAAAACUUCUGGUCAGACAGUGUCCAUUGACGCUAAAUGUGACGAGCCGACGCUGCUUGGGAAUGUGCUGGAUGAGAUCAAGCAGACCUUCUCUCAGUGCUGAUUGUGUCCAACAGCCCCAGGGUGCCCCUGCCCCCUUCAUGCCACCCCCCUCCCUCGCUGAAACACAACAUAAUCAUGUUACGGAAACACUGCGGCUGGCACCUCCAGUAUCGCCCUAUUUAUUAGUCCUCAGAUUCUCAAGAUUUCUAUCCCCUAACCUUCUUCUUCAGUGUCCCACACUUUGUUCCGCUGAACUCUGUGAUCACUCCCUGACACUUGGUGUUGUUUUACAGACUCACUGUGUGUACAUGUGCCGUCUUCUCUGCAACGCACUUUCAUCUUUACUUCCUGGUUUUCGAACCCCCAACAGCCACCCUGUUCCUCCCUGACUCUGACUCCAUACUGAGCUCCUGUUUCUGGAUGCCCUGCAUCCUCUGCUCUUUCCCUUGUACCUCUCUCCACCCUCCACUCUGUCGGCAAUUCAGUCUGUGACAGUCAUGUAAUGUAAUGUUGACAACUGAACUUUUGCUGUUGAUGGUUGAAUUGUGAUUUUACUGUUUUGAAGGUUUUGUCUUUGGUUUGUUUUUGUUUGUUGU